This is a messenger RNA of Haliotis rubra (blacklip abalone), 3510 nucleotides long. Its product is annotated as xenotropic and polytropic retrovirus receptor 1-like. The record is from RefSeq and is a predicted model, not a curated record. Gene Ontology annotation, cellular component: plasma membrane; cytoplasm; Golgi apparatus. Gene Ontology annotation, molecular function: inositol hexakisphosphate binding. Lineage: Eukaryota; Metazoa; Mollusca; Gastropoda; Lepetellida; Haliotidae. Gene Ontology annotation, biological process: phosphate ion transport; cellular response to phosphate starvation.
AACUUCCGCUCUUCGGCAGAGGUGUUUGUGUUCUUUUGAGUCAAAGUUCAGCAUGGAUCUCCCCUAAUGCGUGUUAUUGUGGAAACGUUACGAUAUUUUCCAGCUUGUAAAUUAUUAGCAGACGGUUUAUCAACAUAACAUGCGUGAAUCACACCCGGGAGUAUGUGUGGCAUUGAAGUGAAAAUGCAUCAAACCGUGAACUGAUAAGGUAGAACAUGGAUAUAGGAUAACGGACAUACUUCAACUACUUUGACGCUGGAUUAAACAAAAAGACAGGAUGAAGUUUGCAGAGCAUUUGGGGGCUCACAUCACCCCAGAAUGGCGGAAGCAGUAUAUUCAGUAUGAAGCCAUGAAGGAGAUGCUGUAUGAAGCUCAGGAACAAGCUCCGUCACUGGAAGUUGUGGAUCAGAGUACUAUCCAGAGGUACUUUGCCCGGUUUGAUGAGAAGUUCUUCCAGUUUUGUGACAAGGAACUUGCCAAGAUCAACACCUUCUUCUUGGAGAAGCUCUCUGAGGCCAACAGGAAGUAUGCCAACCUGAAGUCAGAGCUACAAGCAUACAUGGAGCAUGAGUUGAAAACAUCUGGAAGCAGCAGUCUACGCAGACGGAGGCCAAGUAUUUAUGCUCGCUUUAAGGAUAAGGAGAGCGCAGGUAUGACGCACAUGAGGAAACUUCACGACUUGAAGCUGGCGUUCAGUGAGUUCUACCUGAGUCUCAUUCUCCUGCAGAACUACCAGACUCUCAACUUCACUGGCUUCAGGAAGAUCCUCAAGAAACAUGACAAGCUGAUGCAGACGAGCCGUGGUGUGGAGUGGAGACAAACCCAUGUGGAGUCAGCACCAUUCUACACCAACAAGGAGGUGGACCAUCUCAUCAAGGACACAGAGCAAAGUGUGACGAGUGAGCUGGAAGGGGGAAACAGACAGAAGGCCAUGAAGAGAUUGAGAGUACCACCCCUUGGGGACCAGCAAAAUCCAUGGACCAACUUCAAAGUGGGAUUGUUUCUUGGCAUGUUUUCAAUCCUCGUCAUCGUCCUCAUCAUCGCAGCUGUGUUCACGAACCAUCACGCGGACUGGGAGCCAGCUCUCCGCAUGUACCGCGGGAUGUUUCUCCUCAUCUUCAUCCUCUUUCUCCUGGGGGUCAACACGUACGGCUGGAGGUCAUCAGGGGUCAACCAUGUGCUCAUCUUCGAGAUCGACCCACGCCAUCAUCUGACACAUGCUCAGUUGCUAGAGCUGGCAUCGUUCCUGGCUGUGGUGUGGGCGUUGAGUGUGCUGUGCUACCUGUUCAGCCCCACCGUCUCCAUCCCGUCGAUGGUGUUCCCGCUGUCCAUGGCGGGGAUGUUGAUGCUGUUCCUCAUCAACCCCUUCAAGAUAUUCUACUACCGAGCCCGUAUGUGGCUCCUCAGGGUGCUGUUCCGUAUCUUCACUGCUCCAUUCCACCACGUGGGCUUCGCUGACUUUUGGCUGGCUGACCAGCUCAACAGCCUGGCCACUGUGCUGCUGGACUUCGAAUACCUCAUCUGCUACUUCGCCUUCGAGGUCGAGUGGCUUGGCAGUGAUACCGAGAAGGUGUGCACCAAGAGUAUCUAUGGUAUCCGAGCAGUGGUUGGCUGCCUUCCUGCCUGGUUCGAUUUGCUCAGUGCCUUCGGGCGCUACCGCGACACCAAGCUCCUGUUCCCCACUGGUCAACGCUGGAAGUACUCGACAACCUUCUUCGUCAUGCUCUUCUCCACACUGUACAAAAUACAUAAAGAGGAGUAUGGUGAGGAGUAUCGGCAGAACAGCGUGUUCUUCUACCUGUGGCUGGUGGCAGCAGUGGCCAGCUCCUGUUACACCUACACCUGGGACAUCAAGAUGGACUGGGGAUUGUUCGACAAAACUGCUGGUGAAAACAGAUUUCUCAGGGAGGAAAUUGUCUAUGCUUUUAAGGCUUACUACUACUUUGCAAUCGUGGAAGAUUUCAUUCUUCGAUUCACGUGGUCACUGUCUGUGUCUAUAGGAGAGGGUCUCAUUGUACACAACGAAAUACUUAAAACAAUCCUUGCGUUGUUGGAGGUUUUCAGGCGGUUUGUGUGGAAUUUCUUCCGUCUGGAGAACGAGCAUCUCAACAAUUGUGGUCAGUUCCGAGCGGUUAGAGACAUCUCGAUCGGACCAAUCGACUCAAGCAAUGAGACACAGAUCGUGGAGAUGAUGGAUGAGCUCUACGGUGCCGACUCUAGGCGGUAUGAGAAACGAGGAAAACUUCUUGCCAACAGAUCCAAGAAAGACACUCGACUGUGGGUUGACGAGGAUGAGGAGAGGACCCCGCUCAUGCCCAAGAUGAAGGGGUUGUGAUCUACUCAGGUGAAACAUAUCUUGAUGUCAGACAUGCUGGUUGAAGAACACAGGUGACAGUGACAGCAUUGCCUGUCCCAACACAGCGGAAGUAAUGACAGAAGAGGAUAUUAGUCGAUGUAGACUGUGAUGACAAAAAUGACUGCGACGGUUUUUGUCCUGUACAAUUCAGAUCAUGAAAGUUAAAAUUUUUGUUGUUUAUACAUGAGUAGAUUAGACACGUACCAUGUCCAGAUGUUUUACAAUCACCUCAACAAUUUGAUGUGGGUUAUAUUGUUUCAUAUUUGUGUGUCUCUCUCAAGAUAAUGAGAAUCUGAAAAUUGCAUCAAUUUUUCUUUACCAUGCAGCUGUAUGUGAGGAGCGUUUUAGUUCCUACCAGCGUCUCAAAUGUCUCUAAUAAUACGUCCCCCAUUAUUUCAUCAAGACCACAAAAGACACUGCUCACCCACAUAAAAUUACUUGUUUUCUGGUCGCAUUUGACAGAAGGACCAAAAAGUAGUUUGAGAGGUGGAGGUUUAAGUUUCAAUACAUCUUGUCUCGAUAUCUGACCACCCUUUCUUAUAGAGGGAAGAUUCUCAGGCCAAAUACCAAUCCCAGAAAGUUUGAUUUUAAGUCCUUCAAUUUGUACUCUCUAAUGUUGGUUAACUCUUUUAUUGUGAUGUGUCUUUUUGUAUCAGUUAAUUACUACCUAGAUAAAACAGGGAAGAUAACACAAGGAAGAUAACACAGGGAGUGAAGAUAACACAAGUAAGAUAACACAGGGAGUGAAGAUAACACAAGUAAGAUAACACAGGGAGUGAAGAUAACACAAGUAAGAUAACACAGGGAGCGAAGAUAACACAGGGAGUGAAGAUAACACAAGUAAGAUAACACAGGGAGCGAAGAUAACACAGGGAGUGAGGAUAACACAGGGAGCGAAGAUAACACAGGGAGUGAAGAUAACACAAGUAAGAUAACACAGGGAGCGAAGAUAACACAGGGAGUGAAGAUAACACAAGUAAGUUAACACAGGGAGCGAAGAUAACACAGGGAGUGAAGAUAACACAAGUAAGAUAACACAGGGAGUGAAGAUAACACAAGUAAGAUAACACAGGGAGUGAAGAUAACACAAGUAAGAUAACACAGGGAGCGAAGAUAACACAAGUAAGAUAACACAGGGAGUGAAGAUAACACAA